AUGUUUGUCUGCGUUAUUAUACUGAUCGUGGGUUUCCCACUGGGACAUGCUUUAAGUGUGUCUCAGCCAUACUAUGCACUGGGAGAAGAGGGGCGAGUGUCUAUAUAUUGCACAGUUAAAGCAAAAUUACAGCCAGAAGAAAUGCAAGUGACUGUAUAUAAGGGAAUGCAUGGAGAAAAAAGGAUCUGCAGUGCCUAUGUCAACACCUCAAACCCUCACAUAGAAACAAAUGGUAGAAUCUACUGCAGAGGUAUUGUAAACAAAGAAAGAGUGGACCUGACCAUCUUUGGCUUGAGAGGGGAGGAUACUGACCUCUAUCGAUGCCAAAUAGAUGUCAUUUUCCCACCACCAUACAUCAGCAGGUAUGGGAAUGGCACGCUGAUCUACAUACCAGACAGACCAGACUGCCCCCCUGAACACUCUCAAGCUAGGAUUAUGGAAACCCCCGAGAUCACAUAUAACCAAACCCUCGCAUUUCCCAACAUUCUGCUCUUUGCUAUUCUCAUAACCACCACCAUCACCCUCAUUCUACAGGUGAUGAAAAUGAUCCUGACACGACGGAAAUCCAAUCACAUGACACAAACACUUUCACAGAAAGGCGAUUACAGGAACUUUUGGUGAUAUGUACAAAACUUAUCAGUGAUAUUCAUCUGAGUUUGCAUUACCAAAGAUUUAUAAUAUUAUAUUAUUAUAGUAAUAAAUGACAAAUAUAUCUCAUUUUAUCUGAAGGUAGAUAAAAAAGUCAGCUUGUUGCAAAGCUUCCUGUGCAAUUUCUUUCUAAUUUUCACUGGAAAAGAAACAUUACAUGUUUCCUAUGGAAGUGUACCCAAUGUUGAAUUACUGCCUCUCAGUGAAUUAAA
Messenger RNA from Silurus meridionalis, 860 nucleotides. It is a transcript of the gene cd28, whose product is annotated as CD28 molecule. Lineage: Eukaryota; Metazoa; Chordata; Actinopteri; Siluriformes; Siluridae. Bases 1 to 621 code for a protein of 206 amino acids. Gene Ontology annotation, biological process: T cell receptor signaling pathway; regulation of T cell proliferation. The transcript is spliced from 4 exons. Gene Ontology annotation, cellular component: external side of plasma membrane. The record is from RefSeq and is a predicted model, not a curated record.